AUGGCGGACAACACCCACUCUGAACAACACUACCACCACCACCACCAGCAUGAUGAGAGCGGCUCAAAACCUUACUCCCCACGCAGCAUGGAAGUAACCACGCGCUCGGACCUCUCAUUCCUGUACCGCGUGCUGCGCGCCGUGAUCAAACCGCUCCGUCCGCGUCUCGUGCGGCCUAGCGGCGGCGGCUCAGGCCAGACGGCGGGGUCGCCGCGUCUGUCGCCGCCGACGCGAAAGGGGAAGCGAUGGCCCGAGAUCGCCGAGACGCAGUGUGAAGGAGUGUGGAUGUAUCGGUUCCGCGCGGUGGGGAGGAAAGGGAAAGGGAGUGUCGGAAGGGUAAGGGCGCAAGCGGUAGGAGACGCCGAAGUCUCUGCCGCUGCUGGUAGUGGUGGACGGCAGCAUGGAGAGACGACGACGACGACGACGACGACGACGACAUCUCCACCGACCUCCAGCCACAGACAUCACCACCACCACCACCGCAUCUACUACUUCUGUGGUGGCGGGUUCCAGUCUCCUCCUGCGCCCGAGCACUGGCGGUUCCUGGCACAGCUCACGCACGACCUUGACCUUGAACCCGCGAGGCACCAUUCCAACAAUGGGCCAGUGGUCGACAACGACAAUGACAACGACAAUAGCUAUCAACACGCCCAGGACCUGCAUCCAGACACAGAGAUCGAGUUGGUGUUGGUCAGUUACCCAUUAGCGCCGACGAAUCCGGCGAGUGAGAGUUUGCGGAUCCUCCGAACGUGGUUCGCAAAGGUCAUGGACGAGGCGGUCGAGAGGGGGCACACGCUGAGCCUGAUGGGCGACAGUAGUGGUGGGAACGUCGUGCUAAGUUUGGGGUUCUGGGCCGUGCAGCAUUAUGGAGUCACACAGUCAGAGCAGCAGCAGCAGCAAGUACCUUGCAGAGCAGAGUCACCGAGCGCCGACGACGACGGCGACGAAAACAGACCUGACCAUCGAGGAACCGGUGCUCGAAGGACGAGCAAUUUCCCACUCAGGUCGUUAAUCAGCAUCUCCGGUCCCACGGACCUGACGAACAGCAACCCGGAGAUUCGCACGGCGGACAAGCUCGACUGCGUGCUCACGGCGGCGAUGACGCGAGAAGUCGCCGAAGUGUGGACGGGAAACGUGGACAAGAGGACGUCGACCAAGAACCAGAAGAACGGCCCUUCCUCCCCGUCGCACGACCCGACACCGCUCGCCGACCCCAGCGUCUCGCCCCUCCUCAACCCGGACGCCGCCUUCCACGCCCUCAGGGGUCGCGGGGUCGCCGUGCACGGGGUCGUGGGCACGCACGACGUGCUGGCGCCAGACGCGGUGGAGUUCAUGCGCAAGUGCCGCCGACUCGGCGUGAGGGGGCGCUGGUUGGUCUGGGACGGCCAAAUGCACUGUUUCCCGCUGGCGGGCGGCAGGCUUGGGAUCAGAGAAGGGAGUGAAGGGCGGGAGUUUGUGGUGGGUGUGAUUCGGAGGGAUUGUGGGUUGGGAAGAUAG
This is a messenger RNA of Fonsecaea erecta, 1497 nucleotides long. RefSeq lists its product as hypothetical. NCBI's taxonomy places the organism in Eukaryota, Fungi, Ascomycota, Eurotiomycetes, Chaetothyriales, Herpotrichiellaceae. The coding region runs from base 1 to 1497 and encodes 498 amino acids. The transcript has a single exon. Gene Ontology annotation, molecular function: hydrolase activity. The record is from RefSeq and is a predicted model, not a curated record.